Ruditapes philippinarum (Manila clam) is the source of this 1130-nucleotide messenger RNA. RefSeq lists its product as uncharacterized. The coding region runs from base 129 to 1130 and encodes 333 amino acids. The transcript is spliced from 6 exons. The record is from RefSeq and is a predicted model, not a curated record. Lineage: Eukaryota; Metazoa; Mollusca; Bivalvia; Venerida; Veneridae.
UUCCAUUUGUAAGCAAAUCCCGUUUUUAUUUAUACAUUAUUAAAUCUAAGGUGUUGACUAGCCCAAAAGAAUUGCUUGAAGGCUUUAAACAGUAUCUACAAGACCGAGGAUGUGAUGACAUUAAGAGGAUGAUUGACUUACAGAUUGUAACUUUAAACGAUAAAACAGUUUUAUCAGAACUAGAAGGAUCAAUGACAGGAAAAUGUUUAAGACCAAAUGGUGGCAAACCUCUUAUCAAAUUCACCAGCCAACAGAGAGAUUGCCUUCUUCGGGAACUUGAAAAUGCAAAUGAUAUUGCUGCCAGUCUUUUAUCAAAGAUGAUUAUUAGUGGUAACGAAUUCUUGAAAAUAAGUCUUCAACAUACCGGAAGAAUGGGUACUACAGUCCUACUUGACAUACUUGAAAAAUGUUCUGAGAUUCAUUUAGUCGAUUUUUAUUUUGCUCUGGAAGAAAACGGGUAUAACCCGUCGACUGAAGACUUUGCCGGAAUAAACCAAUUAAUCUCGAAAUAUUACAUGCCUAAGUAUCUGUAUGACGGAUAUGAUGAAUAUACUAGUAGAUAUCAGCCAGUAUUAACUCCAGGAAUAUUUAAACAUCAUCCACUUGGUACAUAUGGUGGAUAUAAACCAGCAACUAUCUCAUCUGAAAAGCAAAAACCACAAAAAGAUAGCAGGAAGGAAGUUUACCCCAGUGAGAAAAAAGGUCAACAUAUCAAAGCUACAUAUACGCAGUUAUGGGAACCUGCAUUACCGCAAGAUAAAUAUCAACAGCACUCGAUAACCAAAGAAAAAGAUGGCAGGAAGAAAGUUGUCCACACUGAGAAAAAAGGACAACAUAUCAAAGCUACGCAGUUAGGGAAACCUGCAUUACAGCAAGAUAAAUAUCAGCGCUCGAUAACCAAAGGUAUCGUAGAUGACUCUGUCUUUCACAAGAUGCAUUGCAGAAAUAAGAAACCGUUGAACUAUAAAUUGCUCAGUACAGUGGGUACGACGGAUACAGGAGACGAAUUCGAAGAGGAUGCUAGAGAUCUUCCCCUUUAUGCAUCUCCUGGAAAAAUUGGCAAAUUGAUUUCGGAUGAGAAUGUUUCGUCCAAAUCGGAUGAGGGAGAAGAUGACAAAUGGCUUUCAUGA